Molecule: messenger RNA, 686 nt
Organism: Phytophthora nicotianae INRA-310
Lineage: Eukaryota; Oomycota; Peronosporomycetes; Peronosporales; Peronosporaceae
Exons: 2
Coding region: 141-686 (181 amino acids)
Source: RefSeq, a predicted model, not a curated record
CUACCCCAACAUGCGUCCUACAUGCGACUAAUCUACUUUCGCUUCGUUCUCCACCACGGAAAUAGUCUUAUCCGCUUUCGCCCUGCAUCUUCCAGUCGUUAAACCGUUUCUGGCACCACAGCCUUUUCACCUUCCAGACGAUGUCGGAGCGAGCCGAACGCCUUUCAGGUCUGCAGAAUGGUUCCGUAGGCUCUAUCGCUGGCAUGGCCGAAGUGAUGCUGCAACAACCGACAGUGGCCAUCAAGAACGCGGUGCAGCAGGGUCGUCCCAUUUCGUGGUCUGUGCCAGCGCUCUACCGUGGCCUGGGCGUCUCGCUAGCCUCCAUUGCGCCAAUUAGUGCAAUCCAGUUCGCAACCAACGGGCGACUGCUUCGUGGCUUGACCGCACCGGACGUGGCACCGUCGGACCAAACCAAGCUGCUGUGUGCCACGCUGUCCGGGCUCGCGUCGACAGGUCUCAGUGGCCCGGCCGAACUAAUAAUGACACUGCAGCAGAACAACGGCAAGAGCUUCGGCGCAACAAUGACGGAAGCGUCAUCUCAGUUUGUGACUAUGGCGUCUACUCAUCUGGGAGUGACCCCACUCAACUGGUACCGUCAAAUUUCGCUGAAAUGUGAAGCCUCGGGUCGAGUGAAGUCGUGGACAAUUUUCAAGGAUAGCAUGCGCCAACGCUUUACCUCCAGAUAG